Molecule: messenger RNA, 969 nt
Organism: Closterium sp. Naga37s-1
Lineage: Eukaryota; Viridiplantae; Streptophyta; Zygnematophyceae; Desmidiales; Closteriaceae
Source: the annotation of a GenBank genome assembly
AUGGGCGAGGUGCGGAUGAACUCGCUGGUGGAGGAGCGCUCGGCGCGCUUGAGGAGAAUCGCGCGCGACAGCCACGAGCAGCUGGAUCGCAUCGCCGAUCGCACAAUGAAAGGCGUCGACGACCUGAGCGACAGGGUGCUGCGUCAGCUGGAUGCGGGGGCAUACGCCAUCGAGAGAGACUUGGAGAAAGCACGCCAGGAAAUGGAGGCCCAGCAGAAGGACUUUGAGGAGUUUGAGCGACGCGUAUACUCCUCACGCAACGAGGGGCUCUUUUUUAAAAACCUCUACUCCCCCUCCUCCUCCUCCUCCUCCUCCUCGCUCUCCUCCCGUCGCCGCCGCCCCCUAAGCCGCCGCCCAUCCCCCUCCUCGUCCUCCUCCGCGCCUCCUUCCUCCCCUGCGUUUCGCCAGUCCCGCGCGGCCAAGUCCCGAACUGCUGCUGCGGCAACAGCCAUGUCUGCCACUGCUGCAGAGGCUGCUCUAUUUGAGAACUCUCCAACAGCGAGCAAGAUCACCAGCGGCAGCGGCAGCGGUGGUGGUGGCAGCGGCGGUGGUGGUGCUGGGGGGUUGCGGUCUAAUGGUGUCCUUAUCUCCGACAGAAUCAACAGACAGGAUGGGGAUGAGGGGCUGUGGGAUGAUGAUUGUGACGGCGAGAUGGAACAGGAGGGGCGGGCGAGUGGAGAGGGGACGGACGGAGGGGUAUCCAUGUACAGACGGAUUCUCCAUGCUGGCCUCUCGCUCGUGCUAGUGUCCUUCCUGUGGAGCUCCACAACUGCAUUCGUAAGCGGCCACACAAUGCGGUUCUCCAAGGUAGCUGCGUAUACUGCUAUCCUCUCAGCCAUGCUGCUGCAACUGAAGUUCGAAAAGGAGAUAACUGGGGAGGACGAUGGUGAAGAAAGUGGCCGGGAGGAGGAGAUGGCUGAGGCUGAUUCUCCAUCCGCAUGUGCUCCCCCACUCAAGGACCUGCAUUGA